Brienomyrus brachyistius is the source of this 2579-nucleotide messenger RNA. RefSeq names its product serine protease HTRA3-like. The transcript has 9 exons. NCBI's taxonomy places the organism in Eukaryota, Metazoa, Chordata, Actinopteri, Osteoglossiformes, Mormyridae. Gene Ontology annotation, cellular component: extracellular region. Gene Ontology annotation, molecular function: serine-type endopeptidase activity; protein binding. Gene Ontology annotation, biological process: proteolysis. Bases 401 to 1819 code for a protein of 472 amino acids. The record is from RefSeq and is a predicted model, not a curated record.
UGCUGUCCCACUUCAACCUUUACUUUCAACCUUAAAACUUGCAUACAUACAUCUCUUUGCACAAUAGCACCAAGGACCUCUAUAAAACAAUGUAGUUUUUUUGUCUAAUUUAUUCAAUUCGUUCAUUUACAAAUAGCCUUUUCAUUUCAAAACGCUUGUCAUUUUUUUAUUUAUUUAUUUCUCAGGUUACUCCUGUCAGUCUCUUAUUUUUUACUUUUAUGAAUCCAUAUACAGCAAAGUAAUUAACCAGUGAAAUAAGGAUUUACCUUUGCGGAUUCAGCACCCCAUGGAAACAUUAUGUUAACUAUUUUACCGUUUUAACUUUUGCAUGUAGUUAAUUGCAGGUUUUAAGCACAUUUCGGUUCCGUUUGUUUUUUGCGGAUCUGUUUCGAGGUGGAGAAUGCAGAUCUUAGUAAUCGCUGCAGCUUUGCUGUUUAUUGAGAACUUCAUCGGCGCCGAGCCGAGGACCAGUUGCCCGUCUCGGUGCGACGUGAGCCGGUGCCCAAGCCCAAGCUGUCCGAGCGGCUACGUCCCGGACCGCUGCAACUGCUGCCUGGUGUGCGCCAGCGCGGAGGGCGACCCCUGCGGGCGGAAGGAGGACCUGCCGUGCGGAGACGGGCUGGUGUGCAGGCACCCGGCCGGCAAGCGACUCUCAAAGGGCGUCUGCCAGUGUAAAAUGGGCCACAAAGUGUGCGGCAGCGACGGCAAGACUUACGGCAACGUGUGCCAGCUAAAGGCUGUCAGCAGGAAGGCACUGCAGCGGGGAUCGCCCGCUGUUUCCCAGGCACAUAAGGGAUCGUGUGAAAAAGGGUCCAGCACAGCUAGUGUAGGCCAUUCACAUCCAAACAGUCCGAGGUACAAGUUCAACUUCAUCGCCGACGUGGUGGAGAAGAUCGCCCCGGCUGUCGCACACAUCGAGCUCUUCCUCAGGCACCCACUUUUUGGCCGGAACGUGCCCCUGUCCAGUGGCUCGGGGUUCAUCAUGUCGGAGGCGGGGCUUAUCGUGACCAACGCCCACGUGGUCUCCAGCACCACGUCCCUGUCGGGCCGGCAGCAGCUCAAAGUGCAGCUGCACGACGGCGACACAUACGAGGCCGCCAUCCGGGACAUCGACAAGAAGUCCGACAUCGCCACCAUCAAGGUCAACCCCCAGAAAAAGCUGCCCGUCUUGCGGCUGGGCCACUCGGCCGACCUGCGACCCGGGGAGUUCGUGGUGGCCAUCGGAAGCCCCUUCGCCCUGCAGAACACCGUCACCACCGGCAUCGUCAGCACCGCGCAGCGGGACGGCAAGGAGCUGGGCCUCCGCGACUCGGACAUGGACUACGUCCAGACGGACGCCAUCAUCAAUUACGGGAAUUCUGGAGGUCCUCUGGUUAACUUGGAUGGAGAAGUAAUCGGAAUCAAUACCCUGAAGGUGACAGCCGGAAUAUCUUUUGCCAUUCCCUCGGACAGGAUCAAACUGUUCCUCAACGAAUCUCUGGAGAGACACAGUAAAGAGACGAAGGGCUUGAAGAAGCGUUUCAUUGGAAUCCGAAUGCUCACUAUCACUCCAGGCUUGGUGGAGGACCUGAAAAAGCAGAACGUGGACUUCCCAGGCAUCAGUAGCGGCAUCUAUGUCCACGAGGUUCUGCCCAACUCCCCGGCUCAGAAGGGCGGGAUCAAGGACGGCGACAUCAUCGUCAAGCUGAACGGCCGCGCGCUGACCGGCACCGCCGACCUGCAGGAGGCGCUGGCGGAGGAGACCGCAUUGCUACUGGAGGUGCGUCGCGGCAACGACGACCUGCUGUUCAACAUCCAGCCCGACAUGAUUAUGCAGUGACUUCGACGGCACCGCAGGACUCCAGCGCUUGGACGGUUUCGCAACGAACGAGGACUUGCCGGCCCCCCCGCAUGGGCAGGUCACCACAUGAGGGGGGGGGGGGUCACGGUGCGCCAAUCAAAACCACACCCCAGAUCGUCCUCUAGACUGACUCUGAUGCAGUCUGACUGCUCACGGUGAGAGUCACAUUGCACAAAUAUAUCACAUACUUCAAGAAACUGCUCGUAGACACUAACACAGUAGUAUGACUGUAUCUGUCACAACGAAGUCAUUUAUAUUGAAGGAAUCUGCUGAAUACCGUGUACACAGUGAGUAAAUCCCAAUGACGUUGGUUCUGGGAACCUAAGCUUCUUUCUGUCCAAGGCAGCCAGAGCCUAAUGUGAAAUCACAUGCUGCCAGUCAGCCUGUGAUGCUUCAAAAGCGACCCGCGAGAUCUCGCAAAGCCGCGGCACUGUCACGGGUUCGGGGGGGCAGCUCGCGGCGCGAUCCACGGACCUGCAGUGCCGACGUGUCCAUAAGCGGCGUCUCAUCAGCGGCGAAUACAUGUUUACAGCGUCAGACCUGCCUUUACAACCAAAGUUAAUAUGAAUAGGGAGAAUUUAAAUGUUUUUCUUUUCUUGUUUAUCUAUAAAUAAGGUGUAUAUAACAGCUGCCGAAUGGCCUGCGUGUAAAACUAUUGUGUCUUAAGAUCUUAAUCCGCUUUGUUCCAUAUUUAGAUUGAAAACCCCCCACUGUUAAAGUAAAUCAAGCUGAAAAAUUC